AUGUCUGCACGUGUUGCUGUCAUUGGCGCUGGCCCAUUUGGCCUGGCUGGUUUGAAGAACAUGAGAGAAGCUGGGUUUGAUGCCAUCGGAUUCGAAAGGCGCGGCUAUGUGGGUGGGAUCUGGAAGCACUCUCAGGACGGCAGAAUCUCUGUCGUUCCAAACACGGUGUUCAACGGAAGUCGAAGUCGCAGUGCCUUCACAGACUUUCCUUUCAGCGAGACUGUCAGCGACUACCCUACCUGCGACCAACUCUACGAUUAUUUGCAGGACUACGCAGACGCAUUCAAGCUGCGAGAUCAUAUCAGACUCAAUACAUCGGUGAACACUAUACGGCGAGUUGGCGGCAGAUGGGAGCUUGAACUACAGACGGUUGGCAACGAAGACGUCUACACCGAGAUCUUCGACAAAAUCCUCGUAGCUACCGGAUCUUUCCAGACUCCAAAGUACCCAACCGUACCAGGCAUCGAGCUGUUCGAUCCGAAACACGUCACUCACUCACUCCACUACACACCCUCAGAAGACUACAAGGACAAGAAAGUCCUCCUUAUAGGAUUCCAUGCCACGGCAAAGGUCUAUCUAUCGCGACGAAACAAUCUGCUGCUGCUGAGGAAAUUCGAUGAUGAGGGAAGACCAUUCGACCAAACUCAGACAAUGGUCUUCUGCUCAGUCAUCGCAAUCUUUGAGGCCGUCUGCCCGAGAUUCUUCUACUGGCUUCUCGACAACUUCAUGGCGUCGCAAACCAAGAAACAGUUUCCCAGCUUAAAGAAGUACAACAACUUCCUUCCCGCGCCUUCGAUGGCAACGACAACCCCUGUUGCUGCCGAUGUCUUGGUGCCAUACAUUGAUAAUGGCUUUGUUGAGCCGAUCGGUAGCAUCCGACGCGUUACAGGCCCUCGAUCGGUGGAACUCAAUGAUGGACGUGUCCUUGAUGACGUGGAUCGUAUCAUCUACUGUACGGGCUACCAUUUCGACCAGCCCAGUCUUCCGACAGAAUACCAACCCGCGCCCGUGCAUGGAGUCCCGCCUAAGCUGUACCGUAACAUCUUCUCGCUGCACGACGACGAAGGCGUGCGCGACAGUCUUGCGUUUCUUGGGCAAGGCGCGGCUUUCUUCUCGGGAUUCUCUAUGUUCGAGGUCCAGUCUAUGGCUAUCGCGCAAGUCUGGAAAGGCAACUCGAAGCUGCCGUCCUACAAGGAGAGGCUGGCCUGGUAUAAGGCCAACCUAGACGACUUCAACGCCAAGCACGGCAGGAUGACGACGAAUGCCACUCACUACUCAGUCCUACUUCCACUCGGUGAAACGCUAGACUUCUUAAACAAGACUGCUGGCCUAGGUCUUGAGAAUUGUGGGUGGUUCAGUGCGAAAGGGUGGUCACUCUGGUGGAAUGACCGCGAGCUUUACAAGAUUUGCCGAACUGGGCUGUUCUCACCUGCUAUCUUCAGGCUGUUCGAGACAGGGAAACGAAAGACAUGGAAUGGCGCAAGGUCGCAGGUGUUCAAGGACAAUGAGUUCGCCAAACAGCGAGCUGCGGAGAGACGGACGAGGAUCGCAGAGGGUAAGAAGGUCCAGUAA
Molecule: messenger RNA, 1572 nt
Organism: Cyphellophora attinorum
Lineage: Eukaryota; Fungi; Ascomycota; Eurotiomycetes; Chaetothyriales; Cyphellophoraceae
Product: Dimethylaniline monooxygenase [N-oxide-forming] 2
Exons: 3
Coding region: 1-1572 (523 amino acids)
Molecular function (GO): N,N-dimethylaniline monooxygenase activity; NADP binding; flavin adenine dinucleotide binding
Source: RefSeq, a predicted model, not a curated record